This is a messenger RNA of Triplophysa dalaica, 788 nucleotides long. RefSeq names its product peptidylprolyl isomerase Aa (cyclophilin A) (gene ppiaa). Gene Ontology annotation, cellular component: intracellular membrane-bounded organelle. Gene Ontology annotation, molecular function: peptidyl-prolyl cis-trans isomerase activity. NCBI's taxonomy places the organism in Eukaryota, Metazoa, Chordata, Actinopteri, Cypriniformes, Nemacheilidae. The transcript has 5 exons. Gene Ontology annotation, biological process: protein peptidyl-prolyl isomerization; protein folding. The coding region runs from base 92 to 586 and encodes 164 amino acids. The record is from RefSeq and is a predicted model, not a curated record.
CCGGUCUUUUUCUUAGUUGAAAGCGCAGUAGUGGUGAACGGUUCACACGCCUCGGCCCCAGCAUUAUCCAAACGCAAAACAAUCUUAAAUCAUGGGAAAUCCUAGAGUUUUCUUCGAUCUCACCGCAGACGGAAAGCCGGUUGGGAGAGUGAUCAUGGAGCUAAAAGCUGAUGUCGUCCCUAAAACAGCAGAGAAUUUCAGGCAGCUGUGCACAGGACAGAAUGGCUAUGGCUACAAAGGAUCCACCUUCCACCGUGUCAUCCCUGAUUUCAUGUGCCAGGGUGGCGACUUCACAAAACACAACGGAACUGGUGGAAAGUCCAUUUACGGAAACAAGUUUGCCGACGAGAACUUCAUCCUGAAACACACCGGUGCCGGAUGUCUGUCCAUGGCCAAUGCUGGCCCCAACACCAAUGGUUCCCAGUUCUUUGUCUGCACAGCUCCUACUUCAUGGCUGGAUGGCAAGCACGUUGUCUUUGGACAGGUUGUGGAAGGCCUGGAUGUGAUCAAGAAAGUGGAGGGCUAUGGUUCCAGCAGCGGAAAGACCAGUGCCAAGAUUGUCGUUGCUGACAGUGGCGAGCUUUAAGCACCUCAACCACUAACUUUCACCCAAACCUUAGUCUAUUUACCCCUAAAUGCUCCGACUUAAAUCCUACCGUAACAUUCCUGUCCUAGAUUUAUAACCCCCAUCAUCCAUUUGUCUAUGAGUUGCCUUUUUGCUGUUUGUUUUCAUACAAAUAAUGUCCUGUAGGCUUAUUUGUGUAUCUGAAAAUAAAGGGGAACAAUGA